Messenger RNA from Penicillium odoratum, 567 nucleotides. Its product is annotated as DOPA 4,5-dioxygenase family protein. The coding region runs from base 1 to 567 and encodes 188 amino acids. The record is from RefSeq and is a predicted model, not a curated record. The transcript is spliced from 4 exons. Lineage: Eukaryota; Fungi; Ascomycota; Eurotiomycetes; Eurotiales; Aspergillaceae.
AUGACAGAUCAAUUCGCUUACUCAUAUCCAUCACCUUUGGAGGGGUACGAGAACCUCGAGCCACUGUCCGACGAGCGGAAUGAAGAUGGAAAAUCCCUCAAGAAUCCCCAAACUGGCAUCCUAAGUAAAGCCUACGAUGAGUUUCCCGAUCCAUUGAGCAAAGGCCGACGCGGCGGAUUCGACGUCCACAUCUACCACUUCCAAACAAACCCAGACCAAGUAGCCUUCGCAAAGGCCCUUCAUGAAAGAAUCCGACGCGAAUUCCCCGAACUCCGCAUCUACCGAUUCUUCGACCAGCCCGUCGGCCCCCACCCUGUUGCCAUGUUCGAAGUAAACAUCUUCACACCCGCCCAGUUCGGAGCCUUUAUUCCCUGGCUAGUAAUUAAUCGGGGUCAACUGAGCGCGCUGAUCCAUCCGAAUACGGAGAUUGAGACGGGAGCGGAGGAGGAGCGGAAUCAUACGCAGCGGGCGACGUGGUUGGGGGAGAGAAUUCCAUUGGAUUUGAGGUUGUUUAAAUUGUGGAAAGAGAAGGAGCAGAAGGAGAAGGAGAAUCAGCAGGGAAGAUAA